Messenger RNA from Effrenium voratum, 3416 nucleotides. The record is from the annotation of a GenBank genome assembly. Lineage: Eukaryota; Dinophyceae; Suessiales; Symbiodiniaceae.
GCCUCGGGAUCUGAGAACUCCGAUUGCGCUUUGAGGGCCGUUCCUUCAUUGCCAUGCCUUCAGUGACGGCAAGAUGAGCUGCGCCGAUGCAAGCCUGUCCGAUGCUGGUGUGAAAAGAAAGAUCGAGACGCUCCAGAAAAUUCCCCUGUUCAAGCGGUGCAGACACUCCGUUCUGUACAGGCUUACGCAGAAACUGCGCACAAUUUUCGCAGCUCCUGGUGAAAUUAUCACGCGAGUUGGUGAGGUGUGUGAUUCAAUUUACUGGCUGGAGCAUGGCGAACUUCAGCUUUGGGCAGAUGGGGAGGACAUUGUGGGCUUGCGCGAUAGCGGAGUGGUGGGCGACCCUCGGAUUCUCCUAGAGAAAGACGAGGACACUUGUCAGUACAACACCAUUGCCAAGUCCUUUUGCCAGAUUUCAGUGCUGGCUUGCGCGGACUUUACCAGUGUGGUAGGCGCGAGGGGACGCAGAGUCUCACAGCUGCUGAUAGACCUGUCAUCACAGAACUUGCAGAGCUUGGCGAUGGACGACAACUGGAAAGCCAGGAAGGGUGCCUUCAAGAAAGUGGUCACCAAGACACUGCGUGUUAUUCAGUUCGUCAACUCCAUCAACCCACAAGGCCCAAAAUUAUCAUCACCAUCGAAAUCGAAGGUGAAAACUGGAAGGCCGAGGUCAAAGAGGAAAAAGGCGAGACAAAGCUCGGAGGAAGAGCCUGUCAAGGAGGAGCCAGAGGAGCCAGAGGAGCCAGAGAAGCCAGCAGCGCAAGAGUCGAAGGAGUCAGAGGAGGACUCCAGGCAAGUUAUCACCUUCAACACAGAGGCACAGAAGCUGGAGAUUACCGCGACCCUGCAGGGCAUGGACUUCUUUUCCACGCUGGACACCUUCAGCUUUGAGCGGCUGAUCUCCCUGUUCAGCAAGAAAUUCUGGAGGAGAAACGAGCAGCUGCUGGUCGAGGGAAAGCCAGCCAAGGCCAUGCAUGUGGUACUUCAAGGCGAUGUCAACAUCAUCAUCGGCGAAAAGGUGCUGAACAAGCUGGGUCCCAAGUCCAUCCUGGGGGAGCGCUCUGUGUUGAACUCCGGCUCUGGGGAUGCAGCGCCCUGCGGAGCCACUGUGACCGCGGCAUCUGCUGUUGUGAUAACGCUGUCUGCGAGUCGCAAUUCUUUGUUGGACCUCUUUAUCAAGGACGCGGGCAUCUUGGAGCAUUUUCACAAGAGGUUUGAAGUGGAGCGAGAUCGCAGAGGUGUCACAAGCUUCAGGAACGUGAAGCUCUUCCGUGAGGCAGACCCCAGCUUCACACAGGCGUUGGAAGUGGCGGUGAAAGAGCGAGUUUUUCAUCCGGGUGAUUCACUGCUCGUCGAGGGAGUUCACUGCAGCGAGGCGGUGAUGCUAUGCCGCGGAACUGUCAACAUUCUGACAAAGGAGGUCAAGGUUGCAUCCCUCACUGUGGCGUCGCUUUGGCCAGCUUGCCUGCGACUGGAGUGUUUGCAGCAGGGCGGUGGCGGCAUUCUCAAUGAAACUUUCUUGCAGAAUCUGGAGAUGCCGGACGCCAUGAUCUUUGGGGAGUUCACUCUCUUGGGGCUGUGGCCCUUCCCACGGGCUACCAUUGCCGCGGAGACUCAGUGCCUUGUCCAGGUCAUUCAGGCGGACGCACUACGACGUUGCCUUGACAAGUAUCCUGAUGAGUCGUUCAUCUUCAGGGAGUUGGUCGAAGCACGGUUGAACAAGAUCUAUGAGCAGGAAGAUCUGGCGCGCUCACUGACAACAGGUGAUGCAAGCAAAGACCAGGACAAGGCAUCCCGUGAGGGUAGAGGCCCGGAUGAGGGCGAUUCGAACAACGAGGAGGCAAAAUCUGAGCAAGCAAGGCCUGAGAAGAGGCGCCAAAUCCCGCAAGGCCUUCGUGAGGUUCAGGGCUUCCAGUUCUCCCCGAAGUGCUUGCGCGAGCUUGAGUCGUAUCUCCACAAGCGGCUGUUCAUUCCAGAUCAGGUCAUUAUGCAGCAAGGCACAGACCUGCAGGACGUGUACGUACUACAACAAGGCAAUUGUGAAUCUCUCAUCUUCAACAUGGUCUUCGAGAUAUUUGACAGUCCAUGUGUGCUUGGUGGCCUGCCCUCCGUGCUCACAAAGAAGGUCUUCACCACCGUUGUUGCCAGAGCAACUUGCUUUGUGGUGAAAAUAUCCCACAGACACUUCACUGCGAUCUUUGAGAAGUAUCAGGACGACAGGAAGAAGCUCUUCGCAUCGGCGAACCGUGCUUUCAGCCAGAUGUGCGACGACUUUCAGCAGAACGCGUGGAUUGCAGAGGCCAUGCGGCAGCAACUGGCAGCGAUGCCUUGCCUACAUGGCGCCUCGCACGGGUUCCUUGUUGCGUUGGCAGAAGCUGUGGAGCCACGGCUACUGCUGCCAGCACAGGAGAUUUUUCUCUCCAGCAGCAGCAAGGAGAAUGGCACUGAUUUGUAUUUUGUGUUCGAAGGACACUUUCACUGCCUGCAAAAGGGGGCUGUGGUCGGCACGAUCUCACCGAAGAUGCUCUUCGGCAUCCUCGAGGUUUUCGGCAUUACCGACAUCUCCGGCAACAUGAGGAUUCGCUCCGAUGAGAUUUGCAAGGUGGGCGUGCUCACCAAAGUGAAGCUGGCCAACUUGCUUCGGGAUUUCCCCGAGGAAAGAGGCAAGUUCGAAAAGUUGGUCCACAAUCUGAUGGAAGACAGUGUGAAUCAUCAUUUGGUCAACCUUCCCUUCUUCUCGGGCUUGAGCAAUCAGCAGAUUCUCACCGUGUGCCACCUCCUGGACAGGCGGUUCCUGCUGCCAGAUGUCACGGUGGUUCGAGAAGGAGACGGCGGGGACUUCAUGGUUGUUCUCAACUGUGGAAAGGCGCAGAUCUUUCACAAGGGCUCCAAGAUGGGAAUGCUGCUGGCUGGGAAGGCAAUGGGUGUGAGCCAGAUGAUGGGCGUGCACCCAAGAUACCAUGCCACCCUGAAGACCAUCAGUACCUGCCACUUGCUCCUGAUCUACUGGCACAUGGUGAGUGGAUUGAUCAUCUCAGCUGCCGACCUUGUGUGGGUGGAAGCAAUGAGGCGGCAUGCGCAGGAGAUCGAAGAAUUGGAGCUUGCCGCUUUUUCGCGGAAGCUGCAUUCUCUGAACAGCCGCUCUAGGCGCACACUGGCGGAUACUUUGGAUAUUGCCUCCAGCCCUUGGAGUCUGCAAGACGUUUUCCUGCAGUGGCAUGCCGUGGUUGCUGAGAGGCAACGCAGCAAAUGCCUCAGCCCUGCUGCAACGAAGGAAUUGCCAAGCAGCUCUGAGAAGAGAUCUCCGGGCAGACGAGGAAGCCUUGCCGCCGCCGACAAAGAAUGCACAAAGGCAGCUUUGAAGCCUUUGCGCUUUCGGCGCGACAUGAAAUUGGUGGAGCUUCGUAGCCAGAAGG